Molecule: messenger RNA, 1059 nt
Organism: Periconia digitata
Lineage: Eukaryota; Fungi; Ascomycota; Dothideomycetes; Pleosporales; Periconiaceae
Source: the annotation of a GenBank genome assembly
AAUCGCCAGCCUCGAGGCUCCAAGUACCCCACAAUGGCUGCCCCAUACGGAUCCCAACAGUCGUCGGUCUACCCUGAGAGCUAUGUCGGUUUCGACACCAUCACCAAGCAGAUUGAGAAAAAGCUGGUGAAGCGUGGGUUCCAGUUCAACAUCAUCUGCGUCGGUCAAACAGGUCUGGGCAAAUCGACCCUUAUCAACACCAUCUUCGCCUCGCAUCUCAUUGACAGCAAGGGCCGCUUCCUUCCUGAUGAGCCCAUCCGCCAGACCACUGAGAUCCAGACGGUCUCGCACACCAUCGAGGAAAACGGCGUGCGUCUGCGCCUCAACAUUGUCGACACCCCGGGUUACGGCGACCUAAUCAACAACGAGCGCUGCUGGGAUCCCAUUGUCAAAUACAUCAAAGACCAGCACAGCGCUUAUCUCCGCAAGGAACUCACCGCCCAGCGUGAGCGAUACCUCCAAGACACGCGCAUUCACUGCUGCUUGUUCUUCAUCCAACCCUCUGGCCACGGCCUCAAGCCCAUUGAUAUUGUUGUGCUCAAGAAGCUCAGCGAAUUUGUCAAUGUCGUUCCCGUUAUCGCCAAGAGUGACAGCUUAACCUUGGAGGAGCGUGCUGCGUUCAAGGAGCGGAUAAAGGAGGAAUUCGCCUUCCACAAUCUGCGCAUGUAUCCUUAUGAGAAUGAGGAACACGAUCAGGAAGAUCUUGCUCUGAACACUUCCAUCAAGGGCAUCAUCCCCUUCGCCGUCGUGGGUUCUGAGAAGAACAUUGUGGUCAACGGCAAGCAAGUUCGCGGUCGCCAAAACCGCUGGGGUGUUAUCAAUGUUGAGGAUGAGAACCACUGCGAAUUCGUCUACCUCCGCAACUUCCUCACUCGUACCCAUUUGCAAGACCUAAUCGAGACAACAUCGCAGAUUCAUUACGAAUCCUUCCGCGCUAAGCAGCUCCUUGCUCUCAAAGAGAGCUCCGCGGUUGGUGGUCAUAGUUCGCGACCCAUUUCACCUGCAGCCGACCGCGAGCUCAGCAGGAACAGCCAACGCAUGACUAUGAACGGGUACUAG